This is a messenger RNA of Psylliodes chrysocephalus, 2764 nucleotides long. Lineage: Eukaryota; Metazoa; Arthropoda; Insecta; Coleoptera; Chrysomelidae. The record is from the annotation of a GenBank genome assembly.
CUGUCCGGUUUCAAGCCCCCAAAUCGUACACGUCGUAUCUAUAGAAGAAGUUCCAACUAAAUUAGGAUCAACUUCAUUCCAAUCAAAGCUGGUCAAUGGUGCACAAAAAUCUGAAUUUUUAUUGUUGUUUAAAACGCAUUCGAGUCUCGUAUCUGGCUCUCCCGCCCUCCAAACCCUCAAAUAGUCCCCACUAAAAAUAAAUAAUAAAAUACUGUUAACAAGAAAUUUUAUCAAUAAUAAAAACCAGAACUAUGUAUGUAUUUACCUUGUAGCCAACAAAUCUGGAAAAAUCCCCUUACUAUCUGGUAUCCACAUGAUUUUAGUCGUAGGAUAAGGAUGAUCGAAUGUACUUUUCGCAGAAAACUCACUACUAUCUUCAUCUAAAGAAAUGACCUGAACUUUAUUGUUGUACUCCUCUACGAAGCUGCCGAGAGCAAGUCUGAACCUUUUGUCGGGUCGUACUGACCAGUUCAUACUGUACAGCGGCCAGGGGGCCACAUAUUUGUAGAUUUCUUUGCGUUUCCCACCGGGGACAACCCCUGAGUGGGCCAUUUCUAAAAACAAUACGUUAAUGGAUUGAUUUAGAGGAUAUUGUGGAGUUUACUUACUGUGGAGAUCAAUUUUUACGGUUUGUUUUUCACCGUUUCAACAGAAAGCAGGGAAAUCCUCGGAAAAUCUAUUUGUUUAUAACAAAUAACAAUAUCGGCUUGACCUUGACACUUGACAAGAGUUAUAUGACAGAUGGCAUCUAUUGAAGAAUUUCUUUGUCGGUAUACAGAAUUCUGUAUUCUAUUACAAUUUUUAUUCGAUUUAGUGAAUAAUCUUUUUGAUUUUGGCAAAUUAUUUAUAACAAGAAACAUUUAUUAACAAUAAUUAACAAACUAUAACAGUUUCUACGUUUAUUAUUUUUAUAUUAGUAAAAAAUUUCGAUGACUUACAGCGCCCUCUAGUAAUAGACGCAGUUCGUCUGGUUUCUUGUUUAAAUCCAAAAUACCCAUAACCCGGUAGUGUGUGCACGUGUUUUGAAGGCAAACUUAUAAAGAAAUGAGUGUCAGAGGAUUUUUGUGCCUUAGAAAAUUUGGUACGGAUGUGAAAACAACAAAAUUCUUCACUACACCUAUUUAUUAUGUGAAUGCAAAUCCGCACAUCGGACAUCUCUACAGCUCGCUAAUCGCGGACGCCGCCCAAAGAUGGCAGCAAAUGUCCGAAAGCGGCACGAAAAUCAAAUUUUCAACAGGUACAGAUGAGCACGGAUCAAAAAUUCAACAAGCUGCUAAUAAAAAUAACACGUCUCCUUCCGUGUAUUGCGAUAAAAUUUCGUCUGAGUUUGAAAAAUUGGCACAGGAAUUUAGUAUAGGUUGUACGGAUUUUAUCAGGACCACUUCAGAAGGGCAUAAACGUACUGUACAGUUGUUUUGGAACACUUUAAAAAACAACGACAAAUUCUACUUGUCGAAAUACGAAGGAUGGUACUGCGUCCCAGACGAAACGUUUUUGACAGAAUCUCAAUUAAACGAGACAGUAGGAAGUGAUGGUAAAAAAAUCUUGGUUUCCGCGGAAAGCGGACACCCUGUAGAAUGGAGUAGCGAAGAAAAUUACAUGUUCAAACUCAGCCAGUAUCGCGAUGAUCUUAAGCAUUGGUUGAAAACAAACGAAAACGUCGUAACUCCCAAAAAAUUCCACAAAAUUCUUCAGGAUUUUUUGGAUCAGGACGACGGUUUGCAGGAUCUUUCGGUAUCCAGACCGACCAGCAGGGUCAGUUGGGGCAUCACCGUCCCAGACGAUCCUUCGCAAAGCGUUUACGUCUGGUUGGAUGCUCUGACGAAUUAUUUGACAGUAGCGGGAUACGGUAACGACGAUGAAUUGUUCAAGAGAACUUGGCCUCCGGACGUUCAAGUCAUUGGCAAAGAUAUUUUGAAGUUUCACGGCAUUUAUUGGCCAGCUUUUCUUCUAGCGGCCAAUCUAGAACUGCCAAAAUCAAUUUUUUGCCAUUCACAUUGGACCGUUGACAACGAAAAAAUGUCAAAAUCUAAAGGAAACGUUGUCUGUCCUUUCGAAACCGCCAAAACUUACACGACAGACGGCGUACGAUAUUUUCUACUGCGCGAAGGAGUCGCUCACAGCGAUGGAAAUUACAGUGAUGUAAAAGUGUUGAGAACUCUCAAUUCCGAGUUGGCCGAUACGUUGGGAAAUUUAUUGAGCAGGUGUACCGGUAGCGCGCUAAAUCCAAAUCAAAAAUUUCCAAAAAUUGAUAAAAAUGUUUUGGAAGAGUUGAAAAAAUCGGACACCACCAAAAGACUGAUUGAAAAUGUGGAAAAUUUACCAGACACCUGCAAAAACCAUUACGAAACCCUCAACUUCUACAAAACAAUAGACGCAAUUCUCGCCACCUUACAUAGCGCCAAUCUAUUUUUCGAAACACUAAAACCGUGGGAACUCAAGAAAUCUCCAGAAACCCAUCCACAUCUUGACGUCGUCCUUCAUCUAACCUUGGAAACGUUGAGGGUGACCGGAAUCUUGCUUCAACCCAUCAUUCCCAACAUGUCGCAAACGUUGCUGGAUAAAAUUAACGUUGGAAAUAGCGAAAGAAACUUUUGUGAUGCUAAAAAAGUUUCUUGGCGCGAUGUAGGUUUUAAGGAAAAGGAUUUGAGCACUGAUAAAAUUGUUUUGUUCAGAAGGAUCGUCAGUGAAGAUGAUAAAGAUAAGAAAGUAAAAGGUAGGAAAGGUUGAAGUGUAUUUAGCAACAUUUUUAAAUAAAAAUUUA